Messenger RNA from Lepisosteus oculatus (spotted gar), 1960 nucleotides. Lineage: Eukaryota; Metazoa; Chordata; Actinopteri; Semionotiformes; Lepisosteidae. The record is from RefSeq and is a predicted model, not a curated record.
AGUAUAUACUACGUACACACCCCAGUCACGCUGUGGAGGGCUUGCUGAGAGUCUGCCAACAGUCUCAUUUCCACUUUAGUAGAAAACGAUUGUAAAAGUUAAAAAAAAAAACAGUUUUGAUCAUUUGCAUGUAACCCUUAACUGGUUAAAGUUGAUUAAAUUUCAUAUUGUUUUUAAAAUAAAUACAGCGAUAAUUUAAUGAUAUGUAAGAGGAGGCUUUAUAUGUUAAUGAUAUCGUUCAUGUGUCUCGCAGUUUGUCAGUACCUCAGAACACACGCAUUUGUUUGUAAAGAUUUAAACUCGCGGAGUUUGGCAUAUUUUAUCAGUGCCCGAAAUCGCAUGGCUGAGGCGACUGGUCGAAUUAGCUCACGGAAGUACAGUAGCUUAGAAAAUUACAGAAACACCGGUAGCAGCUCUGAAAAACAAGCCACCAAUAAAAGCAAGAGCAGAGUCCGUGCAAUAAAACCCUUAACAGAAGAUGAGAAGGAAAUUGCAAAACUGCACCAGGAGGCCUGUGAGGCAAAACAGCAAACAUAUGUAGAUCCUCUAACAGGGUAUCAGGUACUGACCAAGUUUGCCCACCUUCAGAGAGGAAAGUGUUGUGGAAGUGCUUGCAGACAUUGUCCGUAUGGCCAAGUCAACGUGAAAGACCCAGCUAAAAAGAAGAAAUUUAAUUCAGUGUUUUAUAUUUAGCUAUGAACACUGCAAUAUACAGUAUGCUCUUACUUUGUAUGGAACAGAAUAUCACAGAAUACUCCUAACUAUUUUGAGAACAUAUAUCUUUUAAAUUUCAGAUGUAUUACCAAACUGAUGUGCAAUAAUGGUUAAUGUCUGAAAAUGUUUGCUUGAAUAUGCACUUCAUUAAAAAAUAAAGCUGAAUCAAUUUUCAACCUAAGGACUUCAAAGCUAUAGUACGAUUUCUAUAGUUCAUUUUCCUGAAAAGUGAGCCAAGUGAACUAAAGUGACAUGUUUAAUAGAAAUCAUAGAAUCCUUAGAAAAUAUAUGAUGAGUUUUUGUUCUAAUCUUAUGACAAAGCUUCCUGCUUUUGUUUUGGUGCUUCUUGUAUUCUCUUUCUGAUGCUUGUUAUCAACCUAAACAUACAACUCAAUGGAGCAUGAAUCAGAAAGCUCUAAAACACCAGUUAGAAAGUUUUCUAACCUAAGUAAACAUCUCUUGUAAUGGCUGCUUUUCCCAGUUACUCAGUAAGAAUAGUAUUGUUUGCCCUACCUGUUACCACCUGUCUUGCAGUUAAAACUUUUACUGUAUGUAAACCUUUCCUUUUAAAGGAACGUUAUAGUUUUAACACCUUAUUACUUGACUAAUUUCUGUCUUGCAUAACAACAAAAAAUGUUUCAAAACAAAAAGGUUUGCGUUGACAUCAGUUUUGCUCUGGAUUAAAAAUGUGGAAUUUGAAGUCUGAACUCCGGUAACAGGUGGCAGAAGUACUUCUGACUUUACACUCCAUUAUUCACAGAGUCAUGUUCAUGUUUUGGCUUUAUUGUAAUGCUAGGUUAACAGUUUUGUACCUAACGAGAAAAGCUAAAAACUGAUAAUGUUUUUUUUUUCAGAUUGCCAGUUUAAGAUAUUUUAAAUGUACCUUUUUAAGUUUGUAACAUUGUGUUCUUUUUCAAAAAACGGGUGGUUACCUGACCACAAGGUUAUACUUUUUUUAAUGAAGCCAAUGAAUGAAGUAUUUUUGUGAAAAUACUACGUCUCAUAGAGUCAAUUUCUAUUCUAUUACAUUUGUCACACAAAUCUGUCAUUUUUUAAUCUCCCUAAGGCACCUCUGCAUAGUUACUGUAUGUUGUUUGGUUUAAUCUAUUUUUCAUAAAAAUGCAACAUAGCCAAACACACCACCAGAGUCUCUAAGGAGAUGCAGAUAGUCAAGUCUGCAAACAAAUGGAAUUGCUGUGUAUUAGCAUAGUUUCUUUAGUUCUUUUAUAUUAAACCAAUUUUUGGA